AGUUCGUUCCGUGACGCGUUCAGCUGCGCUAGCGUUUGUAGCAGAAAGCAGUGUGGAAGUGAAUAAACUCAAGUAGUGUUGUGUUGUGUCAUAUUAAACGCCUUUGAGUUUUUUUGUGAUAAUCAGAGAACUCAUUUUGAGGUUGGGUUAUCUGUUUACAUGAGAUUACGCCCUUCUGGGCUAAUAAUUUUACCCUAGUUUCUUUUUCUAUUAGAAUAUUGUGUAAAUUAAUUGUGAAUGAAUGCCACGCCGUUCUUGUGUAAUAAUGUCAGCUGUUAAGAAAAGUUUCGGCAGUAGAAAGUUUUAUGCCUUACCUGAAGACUAUGCCAUAAAGAGUAGUAAAUUGAAGUCCCAAACCCUUGUGAAGAAAGAAGACUCUACUAAACUCAUCAAAUACAUCGAUGACAACAUAAUCGGCAAGAACACAACUUUUGCAGGACCAUUUGGAAGACGUAAAGUGGUCUACUGCGAUUAUACAGCUUCCGGGAGAUCUCUGCAGUUCAUAGAAGACUACAUCUUGAGAGAAGUCCUGCCUCUCUAUGGCAACACUCACACCACCACCACGAUUACGUCGAUGCAGUCAACACUCUUCAGACACGAGGCCAGAGAUGUUGUACGUAAUGCCGUGCACGCCUCGGAGGAAGACGUGGUGAUAUUUGCGGGCCACGGUUGUACAGGAGCCGUACACAAGCUGAUCCAUGCGUUGUCGUUGGAUGAUCCACCGAUCGUGUUCGUCGGCCCUUGUGAACAUCACUCCAACCUUCUGCCAUGGCGGGAACUCGGUGCCAAGAUCGUACGAAUAUCAGAGACCAAGGAAGGGUUCUUAGACCUGGUAGACCUCGAGAACCAGUUGCAGUUUCAGCGGACUGUGGAAGGAGAUCGAACUCUCAUCGGUUGUUUCUCCGCAGCCUCAAACAUCACUGGUAUCUUAGCAGACGACAUUGCAACCACACUGUUGCUGCAUCAGUAUGGCGCUCUGGCAUUCUGGGACUACGCAACUGCAGCUCCGUACGUUCAGCUGGACAUGAACCCUCUACUCCCAGGAGUCAAUGAGAAAGCUGUGUACAAAGAUGCUAUGUUCUUCUCCGGACACAAGUUUGUGGGCGGGGUUCAGACACCUGGUAUCCUAGUGGCAAAGAAAUCCCUCUUUGUCAACUCCGUACCUCAAGGAUGUGGUGGAGGAACUGUUUUCUUCGUCACUGCUUCAGGACACAAAUAUCUCAAGGACGUUGAGAUGAGAGAAGAGGGAGGUACGGCGGCCAUCGUAGAAUCCAUCCGAGCUGGACUUGCGAUGCAGCUCAAAAUGACUGUUGGAGUGGCCAACAUCAUGGCCAGAGAAGAGAAAAUUACAAAGUUGAUGCUCUCCCACUUACGCAAGAUUCCGGAGAUUAUCUUGUUAGGUAACGGGUCCCAGUCAGCCAAACGUCUUGCUGUGUUUUCGUUUCUUGUGCGCCAUCCCCGGGGGACGUUCCUCCAUCAUAACUUUGUUUGCGCCGUACUCAACGAUGUGUUCGGCAUACAAGCCCGAGGAGGGUGUGCUUGCGCCGGACCUUACGCUCAGGAUCUGCUCGGCAUAGACGAGGAUCUGGCGCAGGAGUAUGAGACUAUACUACUGGAAGAUGAGAACCUGGAUCGCCACCAUUUGCGUCGCCAUGAGGAGCAUUCGUCGUACGAGAUGUUGCGUCCAGGCUUCACUCGGCUCUCGCUGCCGUACCACAUGGCCGAGCCCGAGGUACUGUUUGUCAUGGAGGCAGUCAAGAUGGUCGCCACGGAGGGGUGGAAACUGCUGCCUCAGUACGUCGUCAACCCCGAGACUGGGGAAUGGAGGCAUCACUCGAACUCCGUGUUCAGAGAGAGGAAGUGGCUGGGUCAGAUCCGUUAUGUGGAUGGCAAGAUGGCCAUCCAUGAGAGGAAGGUUUCCGGAGUCGCGUCAUGUCCAACAGACUACAGUGAAUGUCUGCAAACUGCCAGGAACAUCUUCAAUAAGGCUAGAAAGAUGGCGCAAAGAUACCCUCUUGGAGACCAAUGUGUCAUGUUCAACGAAGAGACAAACCACCUUCGAUGGUUCAUGUUGCCAAGCGAGGCACAGGAUCUUCUCCUCGGUAACUGCAUCAACGUCAAGACAUGUGUUCCUUUCACUCCCUCGGACUACGCAGGGAGCCGCGGAGGGGAAAACUCCCCCAUCCCUCUGACCACCUUCUCUCGUCAUAAGAGUCUGUCCUCACUUGAGAUCAAACUUAACAAUGCCAACAGGACAGACAUGAGGUCCAGAGCCGACAGCUUUAGUCCACAAACGUUCACUGGAGCGAGAGAGCGAUGCUACAGUCUGGGUGGCGACACUUUGCCUCGCAGUAGACGAGAACGACAGAUCAGCUGUAGCAGCCAAACUGACGGGUCAGAACAGCCGGCUAGAAUGAGUUCAGCAACUCCCCCAGUCGUGGUCACCACUACAAACAACCCUCAACAUCUACAGGCGUACAUGCAUGAAGUGAGCAUGUCACUAGCCACCGAGAUCAAGUCAGAGAUCCGUGAGGUGAUCAACCGCGUAGAGGACGUGUUGUCCUCCGAGAGUGCGGACGAGAGUUGCAGCAACCAUGUGGUCGACGGCAACGCAGGGACACCAUCGGUAGUCAUCAAUCCCCCGGUGUUCGACUUGGGGUGCAACCAACAGAGCAUGAUCAUGCAACCGUCAUGCAUGCAACCGCUCACUGUGCAGAUGCCGGUAGGCCCAGCACCUUCUCUCCACCGAGCCUUCUCAUCUCCGAAUACUUCCGUCUCCUACUUCCAGACGAUGGACCCGUCUCUUGUCAACAACUCGCCUCAAAGCUCAAUCUCGGCCGAUCAUGUGGCCGAGUGUCUGGCGGAACUUACAGGAGAGAUGGUGUCUGAGCUCAAGUCUGAGAUACGAGAAAUGGUAUCGCAAGUAGACGAGCUGAUCUCUCCGAGCAGUGAGUCCGGACGUACUAAUUCCCCUGAGGCGGAGGAACCUCGACCGAGGUUGUCUGAGGAAGAUUCCUCACUUCCGGACGUUGUGGAAGUAGAGAGUCUUGCGUCUAUUGCUGAAGGAGUCGAGGACUGUCACAAACUCAAGUUCAAGGACGCUAGGAGAUCGACAGUAAACAGCAUCAGUUCGCAAGACAGCGGCAUCAACCUGAGUUAUCACGAAAGGGAUUCAUCACCCGCAGACACAAUCUGGCGUAGAAACGGACACACAAAUGAGACUAGAGAGAUGAACAAGAAGGCGGCGGCUACGAACAAGAAGGUGGAGCUUUGCACGCUGGUUUGCAAGCGAGACCAGGAGAACGAACUUGCGGACAACUUGAAACAGAAUCUUGCCAAACCGAGGUGGCAUUGCCCACCAAAGAAUAUCUGGAAACCUACCACAGACGCGAUAAAAGAGUUCAACAUGAUCCAAGAGGGGGACAGAGUGCUGGUGUGUCUGUCCGGAGGUAAAGACUCUCUAUCUCUUCUGCACACACUGCACCAGUACCAGUACUACGCUAACAGCAAAGGCCUACACUUCACGCUGGGAGCCGCCACAGUAGACCCGGGCAGCUCGGCCUACAAUCCUCGUCCGCUCAUACCCUACCUGCAGGCGCUCGGGGUGCACUACUUGUACGAGGAACAAUCUAUUCUAGACGCAGCCUCCUCGGUUGACUGUAAGUCCAUAUGUAGUUUCUGCAGUCGUAUGAAGCGUGGAAGGCUGUACGCUGCUGCGCGGCGUGAGGGUUACAAUGUUCUCGCACUCGGACAACAUCUAGAUGAUCUCGCUGAGAGUUUUCUCAUGUCCACUUUUCACAAUGGCCGUCUACGCUCUAUGAAGGCACAUUACUACAUAAGAGAGCGAGAUUUGAGGGUUUGUCGUCCGUUUGUCUACGUGAGAGAACGAUCGCUCCGACAGUUUGCAGAGAGUCGCCAUCUUCCAGUCAUCCCCGAGAAUUGUCCGGCCUGUUUUGAAGCACCUAAGGAGAGGUAUCGCACCAAACAGCUGUUGGCCCAACAAGAGAUUCUGUUUCCUCGUCUGUUCCUGUCUCUACGAGCCGCACUCAAACCUCUGAUCAGUUUCCGCGCGACAGGUGAAGAGAGUAAGGCUUACUCAAAAGGUUGUCUCGGCCCCGACGACCUCAGCGAUACUGACACUGAGGAGGAACCUGCGCCUGUACUACCAGAUCAAGGGAGUUGCCCGUAAGAUUGACGACCAACUUUGACACUAUCAAAUGACAAACCGAAACAGCAAUCGUUCAAGUGUUUACGCCAACGGUUUAUUUAAAGACUUUGUUUUCCAAUUGUUACUACCUAUCUACGUAGUGUGUACAUGGUUUGUGUGAAAGUUAUUGUGAUUUAGCAUAAAAGUUGUAUAUUUAAUUUAGUUAGUGUGCGUGAGUAAAAAAUUCAUUUUAUAUUUAUAUGGAUUUUUUGAGAAAGUUUAAUGGUAGUUAGAUUAGAGACGGUACAAUAACUGUAAGUUUUGUAUACAUCUAACAAAACUUGACAAAACGUUUAUGAUUUUUUUUAUUAGUAAUGAUUUUUUUUAAAGAAUGUUUAUAACUUUUAAGAUUAAAUAUUUUGUGACAAAAGAUUUUUUUGUGCAUUAUUGUGUAAAAAAGUUAUAUUAAUGUUUUUUCCAACACAAAAUUUGUUAUUUCUUUAAUACUGCUCAUGCAGUUUUUAAAACUUAAACACCCAUAAAUGAUAGAACACUAUAUUUGUAACUGAAGGAACCUUGUAAAUAACAUAUACCAUCAACCCUCUAGAACGAAUUUAGCAUCCCAUUGUCAUUAACAAAGCCAAAUUAGUUUAACUGUAGGAGUUGAGCUCAAAUAGGUCAGCUUUUAUAUUUUGGUAUUUCUAGUCGUUUCUAGUGAAUACUGCCAAAAUAGAAGUAGUAAGAUGAAAAAAUAUAUGCUGGAUGUAUAUAUUCUAGAGGAGAUAUUUAAUUCUUCCUGACACAAAAUAUCUUGGGCCAUUUCCUACUACGUAUAAGCGUAAAAAUUAAAAAUUUGCUGAGCUAAAUAAAUUUGGCUUGAUACUUUCUUGUCAAUUGCUCUUCUCCAAGUGUUUUUACCCUUAUCCAUACCCCAUUAUUGAGUAAAAUUCGUUAAAACUGGACAGUCAGCUUUUAUCAAACUGUUAAGUAGCGUGCGAUCAGACAAAAAGAUGUUUGGUAACAAUGACUGUCAAAAUUCAUAAUGUGAAUUGUCUGUAUUGCAUAAAUACGUGUUAAUGUACAUAUAUCUUCGCUCUAAACCCUUUUUGUUUAUAUUUACUCACGAUUCCAUUUUUUUGUUCCAUUAUUUUCAAUGUAAUUAUACCCAACUAGAAUGUUUUUGUUUAUACACAGAUUAAUUCAUUGAUACACUAUUUUAGGUAUUUUAGGACACCCCAAUUAAUUUAGUUUACAUUAUUCAGGUUUUACUGUUCAAACCAUUCUCGUGUCUCAAGAUAUUUUGUGUCGAGUGAAAGAACGUUUUAAAGUCUUGUCCCCAAAGCCUGUUGUAUCUUGUGAAGAAGUCAAUGUUGGAGUCCCUGUAAUUUUGCGAUAUUCUAUUUAGAGGCCUUGAUUUAGCUAGUAGCGUUUUGAGUAUUGUUAAUGCUAUUUUGUAUUCAUUUGUUGUGAUAAAUGUAUACAUGAAGAUAUUGUAUACUUUAGUGUGUAUAUAUUUUACCGAGUCAUUUACAAAUAUUUCCAUUGUUAGAAGUAGCUUGUUCUGAUUGAGGUUAUGUUUUGGUUAGGUUUGUUAAGAAUGUGAUUCUUUAUUUUGCUGAAGUGACUGAUUCAAGUGAUUUGGUUUUUUGAAAACUGAUUAAAAGUUAUAACCGUGUCAUCAAUAUUUUGUUUUGGUACAACUGUAUCAGUUUUCUUUAAACAAUACAAUUUAUUUGAAAUAUUUCAAAGAGCUUUGUUUACUAGAAAUUUUGUUAGUUUGGUAUUAUAAAGAAAUGUAACAUCUCAAAUCAAUUUAAAAAAUAUUGUGCAAUUAAUGUUUACCCUGUAUGUUGUUCAAUUAUUGUGAGUAGUACCCAUUUUGAUUCUUAAUUUUUGUACUGUAGAAAACAUUAUAGAUUUAGCAUUGAUAUUUGUAGUAUUAAAAAUCACAUAAGAAAUUUACAGAUUGAUUUUGAAUCUGAAAUUACGUUUAUGUAUAAAAGUCUACUUUGUGGUUUAUUCAUUGUAAUACCUUUAAAAAUCAAUAAUGACCAACAUGAAACAUUUCAAUCCAAAAAUAAAAAAUAAAUAAUCUAAAGCUUUUUAUCUGAGAAUUUUUCUUGUUUUCAAAGUUGAUAUUUUAAUGAUAAUUAACUAAAAAUUAAAAAUUGAAGUUCAAGAACAUCAAGAAGUUCUCAAAAUCUUACAAGAAUUUCAAUAAAAUUUCUCUUGACAAAACCUUAUAUGGUACAAGUCAAUCCAGUAUCAAGAAUAUUUUUAGCGACAUAUUUAAUAGCCACAGAUACUUUGUAAGUUUUUUUUUUACCGUAACAUGCAAAGGGAAAUUUGCUAAAACUGUUGAAGCAGUAAAAAUAAAGUAAACUGAACGUUUUGAUGUUAAAUAUGAACAGUUAUUUUUCUUUUUUAUGUUGCAAUACAAAUUUUACCCUUCAAACCUGAUUGUGUCAAAGUCAACGCAAUACAUAAAAUAUUUGUACUAAAAAGAUAAGGUUUUAUAAACCUAUACAAUAGAUUUGUACCACACCUUUCUAUAUAUUUUCCACCACCUUAAACACCUUGUAGGAUAUCAUGUUUUGUUAUUAAAAAAUGUUUAUGCAAGAUUUAGAUUGUAAUGAAUGUACAAAUGAUUGUAACAAGUUUGGUCUGUGAUUGUGGUUUUUUUACCAAGUUGAGAACAGAGUUGGUUUACGGAUGAUUUGGAUUUGUGAUGUUCUGUAAAAUAAAAUAUUUUAAUUUGUA
Macrosteles quadrilineatus (aster leafhopper) is the source of this 6907-nucleotide messenger RNA. RefSeq lists its product as uncharacterized. Bases 242 to 4189 code for a protein of 1315 amino acids. The transcript has 22 exons. NCBI's taxonomy places the organism in Eukaryota, Metazoa, Arthropoda, Insecta, Hemiptera, Cicadellidae. The record is from RefSeq and is a predicted model, not a curated record.